CAACCAUUCCAACCACAACAGUCUCUGGUACCCCAGGGGCUUCCACAACCCCGUAGAGUUGUACAAAUGCCGCAGCAGGAACCUUUACGGACUCUACCACCACAAACUACACCACUGACCUUCAGCUGUAACCCGAGCAGAAUUGGACAAGUGGACGUGAUUCGUUAUGGUCGGGCAUACCACUUCUCUUGGUGUCACGACAGCGGGAGGACCUACACCUGGGAAGAAGCUGAUGGUUACUGCAGGGGGCUGGGUCAUAACUUCCAGGCGAUCAGCAUAGUAGACCAGAGCGAGGACAUCUUCAUGAAUCAAGUCCUAUCGGAAAAUCCAAUACCGUGGAUUUGGACGAGUGGCCACAAAACUUAUGACUGGUUCUGGGGCACUGGAGCCUUACUACAGUACAAUAACUGGUCCCACACAGGCGG
This is a messenger RNA of Homarus americanus (American lobster), 425 nucleotides long. RefSeq lists its product as uncharacterized. The record is from RefSeq and is a predicted model, not a curated record. NCBI's taxonomy places the organism in Eukaryota, Metazoa, Arthropoda, Malacostraca, Decapoda, Nephropidae. The annotation marks the transcript as partial. The transcript is spliced from 3 exons.